AACGGAAAGAGCUAAGGAUUGUGGGGUAGCGAACCCCGGGGCCGGAAGCAGUGGGCGUACCCGCCAGCUGUAGCUGUAACACGCAUGCGCUAAGCCGGGCCAACGUAGCCCGCCUUUACCUCCCCACUCAGCGUCCAGUCUCUUAGCAACGACUCCGGCUUCUUAGGAACUGCUCCUUUUUCAACCAUUCCUGCCCACAACGCCCCAGCUUGCUGCCAGCAAAGCCCCUCCACACCCCUCAAACUCCAGACCCUUCACAUCAAUUUACUAUUGCCUUCGACCUCACCCCAGCAAUUUUCUCUGAAUCGACCCCUUUUCCUUCUCUCCCAAGUCUCUGAGUUUCUCUCUCCUCCUGCCAUCCUGAGUUCUGCCAUCCUUAGGGGCCGCCCAGGCUGCUAGGCUCCUUUUCGUUCCUCUCCCGCCUCAGACCAGCAGCCUUUUAUUUUAGAUCAUGUCUGGAGCGAAGUCAGCCCAGGGUCCAGAGGAAGGGGGCGUCUGCAUCACUGAAGCCCUUAUCACUAAGCGGAACUUGACUUUCCCUGAAGAUGAGGAACUGUCAGAGAAGAUGCUGAAGUGCAGUGGCAUAAUCAUGGCACACUGCAGCCUCGACCUCCUGGGCUCAAGCAGUCCUCCUGCCUCAGCCUCCCAAAGUGCUGGGAGUACAGGGUUUCACACUCUUGAUGAACUGCAGACUGUCCGCCUGGACCGGGAGGGGAUUACUACUAUCAGGAACUUAGAAGGCCUCCAGAAUCUUCACAGUCUCUAUCUGCAAGGGAAUAAGAUCCAGCAAAUUGAGAACCUGGCUUGCAUCCCCUCCUUGCGCUUCCUGUCUCUGGCAGGAAACCAAAUCAGGCAGGUGGAAAACCUCCUCGACCUCCCAUGCCUCCAGUUUCUGGACCUUUCUGAGAACCUGAUAGAAACGUUGAAGCUGGAUGAGUUACCCCAGAGCCUUCUCAUCCUCAACCUGUCUGGAAACAGCUGCACCAACCAGGAUGGCUACCGCGAGCUGGUGACAGAAGCCCUGCCACUUCUCCUGGACCUGGAUGGGCAGCCUGUGAUGGAGCGCUGGAUUUCGGACGAGGAGGAUGAAGCCUCAAGCGAUGAGGAGUUCCCAGAGCUGAGUGGCCCAUUCUGCUCAGAACGAGGCUUCCUCAAGGAGCUGGAGCAGGAGCUGAGCAGGCACAGGGAGCACCGGCAACAGGCGGACCUGACAAAGCACCUGCUGAGGACGGAGAUGCAGCCCACCCUCACCGACCUGCCGCUGCUACCUGGGGUGCCCAUGGCUGGGGACAGCAGCCCUUCUGCCACUCCUGGGCAAGGGGAGGAGACAGUCCCUGAGGCCGUCUCCUCACCCCAGGCCUCCUCUCCCACCAAGAAACCAUGCAGUCUGAUCCCCAGGGGCCACCAAAGCUCUCUCUGGGGAAGGAAGGGGGCACGAGCAGCCACAGCCCCCAAGGCCUCUGUGGCUGAGGCCCCCAGCACAACCAAAACUACGGCCAAGAGAAGCAAGAAAUGAUUCUCUGUCAACCUUUCUCUACUAGUGGAGAGGAGUGGGGCCUGCCCCCCUUCUCAGACCUCUGACCUGUGACAGGAGCCCAUCCCCAGUAAAGUGUCUCUAGGCCCUGAAUAUGCUUUUCAUGUCACUUGGGGUAUCUCAGGGGAAGCAACCAGUGAAAGCUCCAGGAAACAACAUACAGAGCCCAGUGAGCCACCUGAUUCUAAA
Messenger RNA from Symphalangus syndactylus (siamang), 1723 nucleotides. RefSeq names its product leucine rich repeat containing 46 (gene LRRC46). Lineage: Eukaryota; Metazoa; Chordata; Mammalia; Primates; Hylobatidae. Gene Ontology annotation, molecular function: protein binding. The record is from RefSeq and is a predicted model, not a curated record.